Molecule: messenger RNA, 1404 nt
Organism: Necator americanus (New World hookworm)
Lineage: Eukaryota; Metazoa; Nematoda; Chromadorea; Rhabditida; Ancylostomatidae
Exons: 13
Coding region: 1-1404 (467 amino acids)
Biological process (GO): cell adhesion
Cellular component (GO): plasma membrane
Molecular function (GO): calcium ion binding
Source: RefSeq, a predicted model, not a curated record
AUGGAAAAUCUGAGAAAUUCUCAGCGGUUGGACUGCUCUUUUUUUCCCGCUGUAGAGUUGAUUGUGACUGCAUGGAGCGUGUUCGACCCGUCGAGAAAUGCGUCUCGGGUUCUACGCGUGGAAAUACAAGACGUGGAUGACAACAUUCCACAAUUUACUAAAGGUGCUCCGCUGGUUUUUGUCGUUCCUCGCUCAACCAGUCGUUCGAACAUCAUCUUAGGAAAAGUGUACGCUGAUGAUCGGGACGGAACUGAUCUAAACGCUAUUCAUUAUUAUUUACUGCCGAAAUGCAGCACCACGGCCGAGUUCGAGAAAUUCUCGGUUAACGAUUACUCAGGGGAGAUAACAGUUGAGGGUGGAAUUAUGUGGGAUCGUCCAGCGCGCCUCAUGCUAUGUGUUUUGGCAAGCUAUUAUCCUGAGUUAGAUGUCAGUGAACUGGAAUUUGACGCGAAAAAUUCGAGUAUGAUUAGAGUGGCAGUGGUUUUUGAGACGGAAACACAGACGUUACCUCCAGCUCCACCAAUUGAGAACAAUACUGUGACAAUUAUUCAAGAGAAUCUCCGUGACACUCCUAUCCCCGUGACUGUUGGCAGCUCCAAUCCAGCUUUUCAUUUCUCAUUGGAUCACGUCGAUUUUGAACCUGCUCAAGACUCCACUGGUGUACUUCACAGCAGUACCAAUACACUGGUGUUUGUGGAACCAAACACUGGUGAUCUACGCGUUAAUCCGGUUAUCUCCGAACAACCGGAGGGCGUUUACAGCGCUUUUGUGAAUAUGAUGUCGGCGACAACAAAAGAAGUACUACAACAAUUUGUGAAGAAGUUCCAUUACGUGAAAGACGACAUGAAAAUGCGAUAUAUUUUCAAUAUGAUCCCGGAAGAGUUUGCUAAAAACAGUGAUGAAUUUGCAAAGAAAUUGCAGAAAGCUCUGGACGGAGAUCAUCCGGAAGGAGACAUGAAGGUGUACCUUUCGCAUCCUAACAAAGACAAGAGGAAUUCUACCUGGACAUCUGUGUGCUUCCAUGCAACGAUGAAUGGUAAAGUACAAGGAGAACGCGCAGUGAUGGCGGCACUAUCGCAAUCCACCGUCGAGAACAGUGAACUGUCGAAACUCUAUCAGCUCUAUAAGGUUAUCAAUAUUGAGCGUUGUGAACCUGUAGUAGCACAGUUGCGUCAAUCCGCUUUUAUGCUACCGACGGAAGUGGUGAUGCUCAUCGCAGGAGUCGCAAUCCUUGUGCUGAUUCUUAUCGCUCUGCUAACCUACAUCUGUUUCGUUAGGAGAUACAAGGAUCACCUUCGUGCGAAGCAGAAACCAAAGAACGGAGCCGAAGUCGUUCCUUGUGUACUGGACCCAUCUCCCACCUUUAUCCUUCCACCGAUCACCCCGAGUCUAGGAUAUUAUUGA